CUUGCUUCAUAACCCUCCAAACAUUUUGCAACCGCAGCUGUCGUGGCGCACGCGUGGAGCGAGGAGGCGCGCUCCUUCUGGAGUGGCUAUGUUGAAUCUGGCACGGACUUUCUUUUUGCGCUCACCAGCGGUCGCCGAGCUCGUUAUUUUCUUCGACAAAAAUACGAAAUGUUGACGCACCCCCCCUCUAGAAGGUCGGUUUCAAGAGAACAUUGAAGUCACCGCUCAUUUACCAUGAGCUGUUUGGAUGUUAUGUACCCAGCCUAUGGACAUUACGCACCGUACGCACCGACCGCCUCUGCUUUUGUAAACAGAUUACAGGCUCCCACUGGUCUGAGCAGCAAUACACCCCACAGCCGGCAUUUUAUGGACAAUCCCAGUGCUUCCGAAGGAAUGUCUGGGGGCCCAGGCACAACUUCCUCAUCUUCUUCUACAAGCUCGUCCUCUUCUUUGUACAAUCCUGCGACUUCGAGGCCAGAGGAGGGCCCCAAGGAGAAGCAGGAGGCCCCUGAGGCAGAAUAUCUGACUUCUCGCUGUGUCCUCUUCACAUACUAUCAGGGAGACAUCAGCAGCGUUGUAGAUGAGCACUUCUCCAGGGCGCUCAGCUCCUACAUGGAUGGAGAGGGCAAACGUCGAGCACCUCCACAGGGAACAGAUGCCAACUCACCGAGCAGUCGGAGGAGCUUUCCUCCGUCAUUCUGGGACAGCAACUACUCCUCACCUCAAAGCCGCCCCCACUGUGAAACGGGCGCACCCUCAUAUUCUAUGGAUCCAUAUGCAUCCGGGCUGCAUGCAGGUCUACCCCACCCCCACACUCAUCCUCACCCACAGCCUCACCCUCACUCCCACCCACCAGAAAACUGGGGAUACCCUCAAGCCCAAGCGUAUGGCCCACCGAGACCUCUUCAUGAACUGUAUUCCCCAUCAGCUUUGGAGCCCCACUACGGGCCCCUGCUCAUGCCCACUGUGCGGCCGCAUCACCUCCCCACCUUACCGGGUCACUAUGAAGUGAGCAAGCUGGAGCCCACCGCCUCCUGGCCCGGUCUGAUCCCCUCUGGAGAUGUGAGCCAGACUCUGGCGCUCAACAUGGACGCAGGCCUGCAGCAGCACAAGAAAGGGAAGGAGCUCUACUGGUUCUAACGAGCCCUUCAGUCACACUGACCAGCCAUUACCAGAUCCAAUUAGUCGUUGGACCUGCUCUGCUAUUGAAGCAGCGUGUCCCUUUAUCCCCCCACACGCACUGCAUCCCUGCCGAUCCACCCCCUUGUCUCUGCUCUCAACCUUCCCCUGCCAGUUACACAGCCUUGCUCCAGGUUGACAUGUGUGCACCAUGGAGAUAAAGCAGAGGAGGUGGAGGGGGGGUCUGAACCAGCAACAAUCCGUGCUGUUGCUCUCUCCUUCUUACAUCGCCUCCAUCCACUCUGUCUCCCGCAGCCCCGCUGCAGUUCAGGCCCUGGCGAGGCGGGAGCCACAGUGACCUGUUUGGACUGAGAAACACAGGAUCACAACAGACUUCUGCGAAGGGAAAGGCAACGGUGGGCUGAAUGGAAACAAGCAGGGAUUCCCACCACUAUUAUCACUGUCUCAUGUUCUCUGUUAGUACAGUUGUGAUCCAAUUAUCUGCAUUUCACAAAUGCAUAAAUGUCCAAAGGCAGAAUUGCUGGUUUUUGUGAGCCUUUUUUGUGUUUUUUUUAUUUUAUUUGUUUUUAAAAGAACUAAGUAGUUUUUUUUAAUUUAUUGUUGUCAUUGUGCCUCUCUAAAGACCCACUCCAAUGAAAAUUGUGUUUUUAACAUGUCUUGUAGCAUUUUUCUCAUGAUGGAGGACAUUUAUAAGAAAAUCAAGUUUAAAAUUGCAUUUCUGAGUAUUUCUUUAUUUAUUGUUGAAUUGGGAGGAGAUGAAAAAAAGUCAUUUAAAAAAGCCUAUAGCAGUGAGGUAGGAGCUACAGUCAGUAGAAAACAAGCUCCCGGCUCUGCUCCAUUCCAAUGCAUCCACUUGCAGACAAAUAGAUCCAUGGACGUCUUUGUUUUCCUCGUCUGAGCUAGAAUCUGGAUCUAAACUCUACGGCUGGAUAGAUAUGAUAUUGCUCGUCAUUUUGGUUGUACAGGUAAUGUUAGGCUGUGGUUGUAAGAAGCUGUAAACUAGCGGGAGAGAGUGUGAACAGAUGGAUGAUGGGAAAUUGGGGUGACAGUUCCACCCACAACUCAGAGAUGAAUCUUUAGUGCCGCUCUGCAGAAACUAUAUUCUAGGAAAUGACAGUUUUUUGUUUUGGGCUAAAAACGGCAUAAUCAUAAUUAAAAGACCACUGUGAACGUUUGUACAACAGAUCAAGAGAUAAUUGGAGUGGGACUUUAACUCUAUGUGGUGGCCAGUGUUUUGUAAUUUCUGUGGUUUAGUUGCUCUUUUAAAAGUAAAAGCUGACUGAAGUGCCCAUACCAUAAGUUCGUUGUGUUUGUUUCCUCACCUCUCCAGAACAUAUCAAAAUCUGUGCAGCCCAAACCAGUUGGAAUAAGACUGGGCUUUCAGGUUAAUGAUGUUUUUCUGCUAGUUCUUCAUCCCUGUCAUUUUUAGAUGUGUUGAACUUGAAAUGUCUGAAUAUUUGGGUUAUUUUUUUUCUGUGUGACAUUUCUCAUUUUUGUGUCAAAUAAAAUUGUAAUGUCAAUAAAUAUUUUUGAGGUACAUUGUUGAACCCUGAGUAUCUGCCCUAAUGGAUGUGAAGAGUUUAUGGGGGUUAAUUUCUGACUCUGUGCCAACAUCUGAUGGUAUGUUUCAGAGACAGUAGCACAGCCAGAUGUGGGGAGGCUUCCGCCGUGCGACUCAUCUUAUUUAAAGGGCCUUCGCUUUGAAUUCCUGCUCGCAUUCACACUUUGUCACCUAUAAAGUGGGAGCAAGUGGUGAAUGUCAGCAAUGUGUAACCAGAGACAAAGCCAGCCAUCUCAGUUAUGCAGCAUAUGCUGGAGUGUUAUUGAUCUGGUAAUCAGAUUAUGUGCUAAGGUAUGCCGGUCUGGGCCGCUGUCACACCUUACAGCCUGUGACAUUAUUUGUGACCCUGCCCCUGAUGGCUGCUUGGGAGCAGCCAACGAUGUGAUUGGCUUAAAGCUGAGGAAACACGCAGGGUAAUGAAAUUAGAAGAGUUUAUAAGGCAUAACUUCCUUCUCAACUUCCAACCAGAGGACUCCCAUUUCACACUUGAAUUUGUUUUCACAUCGCAUCGCAAAGACGCUUCCUUGCGGUCUGCAUGCUCUCCAGAAUCUCUGCUGGGCUUUCUAACUUUAUUAAAGAUAAAACUCUUUUG
Oryzias latipes (Japanese medaka) is the source of this 3293-nucleotide messenger RNA. It is a transcript of the gene vgll2b, whose product is annotated as vestigial-like family member 2b. Gene Ontology annotation, cellular component: nucleus. Gene Ontology annotation, biological process: regulation of DNA-templated transcription. The record is from RefSeq and is a predicted model, not a curated record. NCBI's taxonomy places the organism in Eukaryota, Metazoa, Chordata, Actinopteri, Beloniformes, Adrianichthyidae.